AUGUGUGGAAGAUUUGCAGUAGAUUUUGAUCCAGAGACUGUUCGACAAGAGUUUACCGACAGGGGCGUGGAUUUAUCCAAGGACAAGUCAUCGGUUCCUGAUUUUAGCAGGAAUUAUAACGUUGGACCUACCCAACCGGCCAGAGUUUACCAUGAUUCUCGUUUACAAACAAUGAAGUGGGGGUUAAUCCCAUUCUGGACUAAGGAUUUGAAGAAGGCUACGCCAUGGAGAACGUUCAAUGCUCGCAUAGAGACGCUAAGUGAAAGUAGAUUUUGGAAACCUUCGUUGAACCAUCAUAGAUGUAUAGUACCCAUUAGUGGAUACUAUGAAUGGAUAACGGUUAAAGGACAGAAGAUCCCAUAUUUUAUCAGAAGGAGGGACCAUAAAGUAAUGUUUUUAGCUGGGCUUUUUGAUGUAUUGAAACAUGAUAAAGAAGAAGACAAUGGUCAGAAUGGCCAAGAAGAAGGCCAUGAGCGUGAAAAAGAAGAACUAUGGACAUUCACUAUCAUUACAGGGCCGGCACCUGAAAAUCUUACAUGGUUGCAUGAACGCAUGCCCAUCAUCUUAGAACCUAAUACCAAAGAAUGGGACACCUGGUUCGAUCCACAGAAAGAUAGUUGGACCCAGAAAGAAGUCGAUGAGGGAUUGCACACUUUUUACAAUGAAAAGGAGUAUGAGUGCUAUAAGGUACCUCAAGAGGUCGGAAAAGUGCAGAAUAAUGGUAAACAUUUGAUGGAACCUAUCAAAGAGAAGGGGAAGAUCCAUUCUUUUUUUAAACCAAAAUCCGAAGGUUCAGCAUCUACUUCACUGAAAGAAGAAAGCGAAUUCGAGGAAACUGAUGAAGGUGAUACCGCUGAAAUCAAGAGAGAGCACUCAGAUACUAGACCACCCAGCAAUGAUAACGAAUCUGAUGAUCCUCCUGCUAAAAGAGUUAAAAGAGAGCGAAGUUGA
Messenger RNA from Kluyveromyces lactis, 951 nucleotides. Its product is annotated as putative peptide hydrolase. The transcript has a single exon. Gene Ontology annotation, biological process: DNA damage response. Gene Ontology annotation, molecular function: single-stranded DNA binding. Bases 1 to 951 code for a protein of 316 amino acids. The record is from RefSeq and is a predicted model, not a curated record. NCBI's taxonomy places the organism in Eukaryota, Fungi, Ascomycota, Saccharomycetes, Saccharomycetales, Saccharomycetaceae.